Messenger RNA from Cylindrotheca closterium, 1113 nucleotides. The record is from the annotation of a GenBank genome assembly. Lineage: Eukaryota; Bacillariophyta; Bacillariophyceae; Bacillariales; Bacillariaceae.
AUGACCAGAGAUCUAGUAUGGGAAUGCCGAUACAAGGAGCUUGUGGAAUGGAAAAGGAUCCACGGGCACUGUGAGGUACCUCAGAAGAAUGGGAGCCUUGGACGAUGGGUUCAUCGUCAGCGUGAAAGCAAGCACAAGAACAACAUGAGCGAAGAAAGAACGCAGAAGCUGAAUGAUCUUGGUUUCGUUUGGCGUCAGAAGUCGUCGCGACCAACGGACACCUGGGACGAGAGGUUUCAGCAGCUCGUUUCCUACAGGCAAGUUCAUGGAGACUGCAACGUACCCCAGUCGUACGAAGAUAUGCCUGGUUUGGGACGUUGGGUGAACCGUCAGCGUACUGCCAGGGCAAAAAAUGAACUUGGAGAAGAGAGGGUUGCCAAGCUACGAGGCCUUGGCUUUUCAUUCAACACGAAGAACUUCUUGUGGGACGCCCGCUUUCAAGAACUCGUUCGGUUCAAAACCGAAACCGGUCAUUGUGAUGUUCCAUAUGGCUGGAGCGAAAACAAAGAACUCAGCAAGUGGGUACAAAAGCAACGCUACCUGCACACUCUCAAGAACCGAGGCGCCAAAAGUAACCUUACCGAUGAGAGAGAAUCGAAGCUCAAAUCCCUGGGGUUUGUAUGGAACGCCAGUAGUACUUCCUGGGACACACACUACAAUGCCCUAUGUCUUUACAAGAGACGACAUGGAAAUUGCAACGUUCCUCGUCCCUACCCAGAGAAUCCAAAACUAUCUAAUUGGGUCUACAACCAUAGAAGCGAAUAUUCCAGAAAACGUCGUGGUCUCAAGAACAAUCUAACAGCUGAGCGCGAAGAAAAGCUUAAUGCCGUUGGAUUUUCAUGGGUUCUCAAACAAAAGACAAAUCCAGAUGUACAAGAGCACGACGAACGAGAUGAUGUCACAUCCAGUCCCAAAAGAGGAGCUGAAUGGCUGGAAUCAGAUGAUCGCACUGAGGCUUCGGACCACAAGCGUCAUUGUGCCGAAGUGCGAACAAUAUCAUCGCCAGUCCCAUCCUCUUGCGAUGUUCCCCAGAAAGCGCGACCCAAUUUGUCGCACGAUGACGAUCAAGUGAUGGUAGCUUCACAACUGCUAAACCUACGUGCUUUAUUCUAG